This is a messenger RNA of Peronospora belbahrii, 579 nucleotides long. The record is from the annotation of a GenBank genome assembly. Lineage: Eukaryota; Oomycota; Peronosporomycetes; Peronosporales; Peronosporaceae.
AUGAACUCACUCUGUUUACAAGCCUUUGGAGCCAAAAACUAUCAUCUACUGGGUCAGUAUGUGUUGCUUACAAGUCUAGUACUCACACUAGCGUGUGUACCAAUUGCUUUGCUCUGGUGGAACCUGGGUAACAUCCUGUUAGCUGCAGGCGUUACCGACCGCGUCGCAGCACUUGCAGGUGUUUACUGCCGCUUUUCCUUGCUGUGGCUUUGGCCACGCAGCAUGUUCCAAGUACUCUCGUGUUUCUACCAAGCACAGCAAAUUGUGCAGCCCACAGCGGUCUCGAACGUGCUGGCGGUGAUGCUGAACAUUUUCCUAGUGGUCGGACUCACACAUGGACGCUUUCGACUACCAGAGCUCGGAUUUAUAGGUUGUCCCAUAGGUACAGCAGUGGCAUUGUUUCUGAGACUUGUAGGCUAUGUCGUGUACAUGAGCUUGUACUGCGUCUGGCGCUGCGAUAGCAGCUUCGUGGACGUAAACAUACUGCAAACCCUCUUAGCCGUAGCAAUACCGCUUGCAGGUGGCAUCCUGUUUGAGAAUGCGCAGCUCAUGACCAUGACACUUUUUGCGCGACCAUAG